Molecule: messenger RNA, 693 nt
Organism: Durotheca rogersii
Lineage: Eukaryota; Fungi; Ascomycota; Sordariomycetes; Xylariales; Xylariaceae
Product: calmodulin
Exons: 3
Coding region: 1-693 (230 amino acids)
Cellular component (GO): myosin II complex
Source: RefSeq, a predicted model, not a curated record
AUGGCCUGCACCUCCGAUCUACCAACAAACCUCCCUCCUCCGCUCUCGCCGCUCAGCGCGCACCGGCGAGACUCUCCUCUCGCGCACCCGUACCGACCCGUGCCCGACCCUCUCCCGCCGAAACGCAAAGCCCCCGCCGCCGAAUCCUCCUCCUCGUCUUCCGCGCCGAGGGAGAAGCCGUCGAAGCUGGCCAAGGAGCACAACAUCUCGGCGCGCGAAGAGCGCGAGAUCAAGGAGGCCUUCGCGCUGUUCGCCGAGCCCCUCGACGGCGAGAAGGACGGCGUCAUACCGACUAAGGACGUGCGGCGCGCCAUGAUCGCCCUCGGCAUCCCGCCCAGCAAGGCGGAGCUGAGAGAGUUCCUCGAGAUCCUGGACCCGGACGAGGAGGGGCACGCGGCGUACGAGCCGUUCGUGGCGAUCUGCGCGCUGCAGCUGCACGCCAAGGGCCCCGCCGACGCGUCCGCCGUCUCCGCCGAGGUCGACGAGGCCUUCCGCCUCUUCACCGGCGGCGCCGACGGCGCCCCGCUGACCCUCGCCCACCUCAAGCGCGUCGCCAUGACCCUCAAGCAGGACGUCGACGAGCAGCUGCUCAAGGACAUGAUCCUCGAGGCCAACGGCGGCGCCGGCGUCGCCCGCGGCGUCUCGCGCCGCGAGUUCGAAGACGUCAUGAGGCGCGCCGGCGCCUGGAAGUGA